This is a messenger RNA of Oxyura jamaicensis (ruddy duck), 852 nucleotides long. Its product is annotated as dynactin subunit 2-like. The record is from RefSeq and is a predicted model, not a curated record. Bases 1 to 852 code for a protein of 283 amino acids. NCBI's taxonomy places the organism in Eukaryota, Metazoa, Chordata, Aves, Anseriformes, Anatidae. The transcript is spliced from 10 exons. Gene Ontology annotation, biological process: mitotic spindle organization. Gene Ontology annotation, cellular component: centrosome; dynactin complex; cytoplasm.
AUGCUAGAGGGCAGGGAUGCUAUCCAGAGGGACCUGGACAGGCCUGAGAAGUGGGCCUCUGAGAAUCUCAUGAGGUUCAAUAAGGCCAAAUGCAAGGCCUGGAAUGAACCAGAGGUCUAUGAGACCAGUGACAUGCCCAAGGGUGACCAGGCUGAGUUGGAGGUGCUGCCUGCAGCAGCAGCUGAAGACUUGGCAAAAUGCAGGAAAGAAGCACCAGUGAAGAGCUCUGCCAACGCCCUGACAUCCAUUGGAGACACGGUCACGUUUGAGGUGUACUGGAGGCCAGGGAAAGACCAAUUUGCCCUGGAUGCCAAGAUAGUGGAGCUGGAGAAGCGGCUGGCACAGCUGGAAGCCACAGUGCAGUGCAAGCCCAUCAGCCAGAAUCUGCUCCUGGUUGAGCCGAUGGGUUCCAGCCUCCUGGAGACUGUGCAGAUCCUGCAGACCAAAGUGAACAUUUUCGAUGAGCUCAUGCUGGACCAAAUAGAGGCCCGGCUGAAGAGCAUCCUGGGGAAGGUGAAGGAGAUUGCCGAACAUGAAGUAACGGUGCAAUGCGCCAACAGCCAGAGCACGAUCCACCAGACAUAUGAGUUAAUGCAGCACUGGGAUCCCAUAGCCAGCAGCCUGCCCGAUGUGGUGCAGUAUCUGCUGACCCUCAGGGACCUGCACGAGGAAGCCACACAGGUUGGCCAGGUCCUUGAGGACAUGGAAGCCAUGCAGAAGGAGAUAGCUGAUGCUCUCCAGGUCAACACUUUUCUGCUGGAGGUGGUCCAGAAGACAAUGAAAGAAUUCUUGGCCUUUGUAGAGGAAAACAUUGCUGAGAUAGAAGCUAGCAUCCGGAAGCUGCAGAAGUGA